Aspergillus tanneri is the source of this 1044-nucleotide messenger RNA. It is a transcript of the gene APA2, whose product is annotated as putative bis(5'-nucleosyl)-tetraphosphatase. The record is from RefSeq and is a predicted model, not a curated record. NCBI's taxonomy places the organism in Eukaryota, Fungi, Ascomycota, Eurotiomycetes, Eurotiales, Aspergillaceae. Gene Ontology annotation, biological process: nucleotide metabolic process. The transcript has 2 exons. Gene Ontology annotation, molecular function: ATP binding; ATP:ADP adenylyltransferase activity. The coding region runs from base 1 to 1044 and encodes 347 amino acids.
AUGCAAUUGGGCCUUUCAGAGAACCUGUCGGCGCUGGUGGCUAGGCGCUUCACAUCUGCUAAAGAUGGCGGUCAUCUUCUAUUCUCCCAGACCCAUCUCUCCACCGUCUCCUCUUCAGGCAUCCCGUUUCAAAUUCGAUACUGCCCUGCUCUUGCCAAUAAACCUUCUGGAGCGCCUAAUUCUGACCAAGGCCGCACAGGGCCAAAACCCGAUCCUUUUGAAGACCCGUCUCCCGAGUUGUUGAUUGCCCAGAUUCCACGAGAGAAUCCGUCACAUACACUCGUACUGAAUAAAUUUCCUGUCAUCCCGAACCAUUUCAUCCUCGCCACAAAGGCAUGGAAGUUGCAGACAGAUAUCCUAGAAAAGGAAGACUUGGAGGCAGCAUAUUCUUGCGUCAAAGCAUGGGCUAAGGAAACACAAACGAACGGCACAGAACCUAAGCGGCUUUUCGCUUUCUUCAAUUCAGGGAAUGAAAGCGGCGCGAGUCAGCCCCAUAGACAUCUGCAGUUUUUACCGGUCGAGGCCAUGUCGCAAGGGGACACAGGGAACUGGCAACCUCUAAUUGACUCCAUUUUGUCGCAACGCAUCUCUCCUGGCUCCGAGUACCGAUGCCUGAGCUUCUUACCUUUCGCACAUUUUGCCCUUCCACUACCCCCGAAUCCCUCUGCAGAUACCCUCCAUGCGAUAUACCUGUCUCUAUAUCGAGCAGCCUUAGCAACGGCAAAGGACAACCUGGGAGACGAUAUCCAGACAAACACCAGUGGCCCCGCUGCAAUAAGCUACAAUUUGGCUAUGACUGACUCAGCGAUGAUGAUUUGUCCAAGGAGGAAUGAAAGUAGUCGGAUCCCUGUGGAUCCUGCCGCAUCCCAAGAUGUAGCUGACGCCGGUCUUGUUGCCUUGAACGGUACGGUCCUCGCCGGUACCCUCAUGGUAAAGGCGGAAGCUGAAUGGGAUCAAUUGCGUCGGAACCCUAGGGCUCUGACCGAUGUACUUGCGGGAAUUGGGUAUCCACAGCCGGACUUACGUGAGCUCUCCUUGCUAUGA